Molecule: messenger RNA, 1096 nt
Organism: Jatropha curcas
Lineage: Eukaryota; Viridiplantae; Streptophyta; Magnoliopsida; Malpighiales; Euphorbiaceae
Product: transcription factor MYB17
Source: RefSeq, a predicted model, not a curated record
CUGCUUGUUGCUUCUUGCGUUUCCGAGGAUCAUAGAAAGAGCAUUGACCAAACCAAAAGGCUUAUUCUGUAAAAUAUUUUUUAUUUUUUGAGAGUCUGUCAUCUCUGUCUUUGAUGAACAACACCAAACCAAAGAUAAUAGCAAGUGAAGAAGACGAAGAUGGGACGAACUCCUUGUUGCGAUAAAGAUGGAGUGAAGAAAGGGGCUUGGAGCCCUGAAGAAGACAGAAUCUUGAUUCAGUAUAUCCAAAAACAUGGCCAUGGCAGUUGGCGUUCUCUCCCCAAGAAUGCAGGGCUUCUCCGAUGUGGAAAGAGCUGUCGGCUUCGAUGGACAAACUAUCUUCGCCCUGACAUUAAAAGAGGUCCCUUUUCUCCUGAAGAAGAAGAUACUAUUAUUCGACUUCAUGGCAUGCUUGGUAACAAGUGGGCUGCCAUAGCUGGUCAAUUACCAGGAAGAACAGAUAAUGAGAUUAAGAACUUCUGGAAUACACAUCUAAAGAAGCGCCUUUAUUCUACAGCUCAAAAGUUGCAGAUUCAUCAAUCUUGGUCGUCUUCAGAGCCUAUCGCUAUAAAAUGUGAGUCUGCAUCAACUCGGCACAUGGUGCAGUGGGAGAGCGCGAGGGUUGAGGCCGAGGCCCGUCUAUCAAUGGAAACACUGUUGCUUAACCCGUCAUCAUCUGUUAAGAUGGAACGUGAUUACUUUCUCCAGUUAUGGAAUUCUGAAGUCGGGGAAUCAUUUCGCAGUAUCAAAGGGAAAGUUGGGGGAGCAUGUGAAAGUCCUAUCUCACAGACAUGUUCAUCAACGAAACUUGGGUCUGGUUCAGUUGACAAUGGCAGUAAACUUCAAAUGACACCCAUCAAAAUAAGUACCUCCAAUGACACUGCUCGUGAACAAGAAGAUAACAGCAAACUAAAUGCAGAUAUAAUGACUGCUUCAGAUUCUAUAAGCUCUAGCCAAUUUACUGAUUCUUCGGAUACAGCCUUGAAGCUGUUGUUGGAUGUUCCAUGUAUUAAUGAUAUGGAAUUCUUGGAAGGACAGACUGAACAUUUUUCCAGCUUCCUUAAUCUUAAAUGUGACUGAAACUUUUUUCCUAAUA